UUGAAGUCAACUGCCCUACAAGCAGCAAAGUCGCCAAGCAUUGGGUUUUCGCACCGUUUUCACGUUUCUCUGGUCAAUCGCAGAGUUCCUCUAUGCAUCGCAGAGACGAUGUUAGGCCAACACUACCCAAGCACCGACAAGUCGCAACAAAUGGCCAACUAUGUGGAAGAUUACCUGGAAUGUGUGGAGUCUCUGCCUUUGGACAUACAAAGAAAUGUUUCGCUGCUUCGGGAAAUCGAUGCCAAGUACCAAGAGGUCUUGAGAGAGGUAGAUGAAGUGUUUGAGAAGUACAAGGGCGAGCAGGAUGCAGCUCAUCGGAAGCGCCUGCAGGUCCAGCUACAGCGAGCUCUGAUCCUCAGCCAGGAGCUGGGCGACGAAAAGAUCCACGUGGUGACCCAGAUGACGGAGCUGGUGGAGAACCGCUCCCGGCAAAUGGACGCACACUCCCUCUGCCUCCAAGAGUCAAGCGAAGCAGAGAGGCCGCAGGCUGAGCGGCGGACCAGCAUCCAAGAUGCCGCGUCUCAAGAACGCACCUCCACACGUCGGCCGCGACGCCAACGCAACAGCGAGAGCCGGGAUUCCAACCACCCAUCGGCCAACGGGUCUCUCAUAGAUGAUCCAGUGGAGGAGCUCCCCAUCCCACCUCCCAGGGAGAAGAAGUCCAAAUCUGCCAAGAAGAAGAAGCGAAAGUCGAAGCAAGAGCGGGACGCCUCACCGGUGGACUUCGCCAUCGACCCCAACGAGCCCACUUACUGCCUCUGUGAGCAGGUGUCCUACGGGGAGAUGAUCGGCUGUGACAACGAGCAGUGUCCCAUCGAAUGGUUCCACUUCUCUUGUGUGGGUCUGACCUACAAGCCGAAAGGCAAGUGGUACUGCCCUAAGUGCAGAGGGGACAAUGAAAAGACCAUGGACAAAAGUCUUGACAAGAACAGAAAGGACCGGCGCUCCAGGUAGUGAGCCACGUCAGGACCACCGCAACUGGACCGCAGACUGUCGAAGCACAAUCGAGCAGCAGUCGUAGCUGCGCUGAACGAAUCAAGCCGGAGCUUAGAUCGAGCGUGCGCUGACCACCGCGACCCGCUGCCCAGAAUCAUCAGCCGUCAUCACUGUCAUGCAGUUACUUUGUGAGAUUGUUGGUUUGGAACAUGCGUCGGAUGCAUCUGCCCAGGAUUUACCUCGAACAACCCGAUCAUGCCAAACAGAGGACCGCAGCUCUGUACAGAUUAACCUAAAGAGCAGGAUUUUUUUUGUAUUUGGCAUUUUUGUUUUCGAUUAAAAUAUACUUCAUUUCAAUUCAAAUGAACCAUCAAGAGCUACUCGAAGUGUAUAUGGAAGAGGAUUUUACAGAAAUGUCUUCAGAGCGAUAUUUAACUUUGAAUCAUGAUAAUCGACGCUUGAUUAGAACACUUAAACGGGACGUCAUGUUUUCACUUAUAGUUGUGUACAUUUUUCAUAUUCAUUAAAAACUUAGCAAAUCAAGUCACUCUCUUGUAUUCAUCAACUUUACCUACAAUCCAUACUACACUAAUUCCUGAUGACGAUAAAAGCAAAAACUUCAACAGCAUAAAGGAGAUAUGAGAAAAUAAUAGAUCAGUCAGUGCAGCAUUCAAAGAGUCAAGCUUGAUAAUGAGGAUAUGACUUCUUGGUUCUGGGUUCAGUGCUGCUGCAACAGUGAUAGUUAUCAAAGUUGCACUUGCAGAAAGGGAAGUAAGAAGUUGCUAGCUUUGA
This is a messenger RNA of Synchiropus splendidus (mandarinfish), 1728 nucleotides long. RefSeq names its product inhibitor of growth family, member 2 (gene ing2). The coding region runs from base 109 to 954 and encodes 281 amino acids. Gene Ontology annotation, biological process: positive regulation of DNA-templated transcription. The transcript is spliced from 2 exons. Gene Ontology annotation, cellular component: nucleus. NCBI's taxonomy places the organism in Eukaryota, Metazoa, Chordata, Actinopteri, Syngnathiformes, Callionymidae. The record is from RefSeq and is a predicted model, not a curated record.